Molecule: messenger RNA, 159 nt
Organism: Ilex paraguariensis (yerba mate)
Lineage: Eukaryota; Viridiplantae; Streptophyta; Magnoliopsida; Aquifoliales; Aquifoliaceae
Source: the annotation of a GenBank genome assembly
GUUUAUUUUGGCGUAGAAGAGAAGGAGUUGUUGGAUGAGUGUGAGGACAUCUGCGAGAGGAUGCACAUGUUGGUUGAGAGGUUGCAAGUUCUCGAUAAAUUUGCUUACAAUGGAAGAAGGGCUUGUUCCUGGUUAGAAGUUGUUUCAACCUCACAAGUG